UAUUCGAUGGCUUCGUUUGAGUUUAUGUGUAUGGUGUCUCACACCAACAGACUGUAUUAAUUCCUAUCAUCUGGCCCUGAAGUGGCUCUAGGUCAGACCUUUAUUUCAUUUUCUGUCAGCCAAGACGUUCUCAGAACAGAUACACACAUGUUAACAGUGUAAAUUUGCCUCUUCUGCUUCCAUUUUGGACUCUGUCUGCACUCAGCUACUUCAGAUGCUGUUCUUUUGUUUCUCACUUUGUACCUUUUGUGUCCUCUCUGUCCCUCCAGCUGGCAAAAUGUCGAUGACAGAUCUGUUGAAAGCUGAGGAGAUCAAGAAAGCUCUUGAAGCCUUUGCAGCAGAAACAUUCGACCCUAAAAAGUUCUUUGAAAUGGUGGGAAUGAAGGCCAUGACAGCUGAAAACGUCAAGAAGGUCUUCCAGGUUCUGGAUGUGGACGGCAGCGGCUUCAUAGAGGAGGAGGAGCUCAAGUUUGUACUGAAGGGCUUUGGCAAGGAGGGCAGAGAUCUGACUGACGCUGAGACAAGAGCAUUCCUCAAAGCUGCAGACAAAGAUGGAGAUGGCAAGAUCGGCAUUGACGAGUUUGAGGUCUUGGUGCAUGAGUAGAGGAUAGCUGACCAACCUCCUUCUUCCUCCUCCUCCUCCUCUUCAUCCCUGAAUUCAUAUUUUGUAACUGCCACCUUCAAACUCCUCUCACUUCCUCUCCUCCCUCUGGACCCCACACAUGGAGUCAGACCAGGCCUGCUCUCUACAAAACACUACAGAAGCAGUCUAACCAGGAGUUACCGUGAGGAGGAACAUAAAGGGAUCACUUUCAUUUUUCAUUUUUUAUAUAUAUUUAUCACACAUGCUGUAUGGGUUUCAGAAUCAUUCUUAAUGAUUUCAUGAAGAUAGCUUGUGGUCUCAAAACAGGUGGUGCUAGUGCUGUAGAUGGUGUAGAUGUUAUAAAGACUUCUUAAAUCUUAUUUUCCUUCCUCUGUGUAUUUCAGGUUGUGCAUUUUGUCUGAUUGGUUUUACUUCUAGAUGUUCACAUAUCAGUGCAUUUUCCUCCCACUCCUCUUCCUCAUCCACCUUCCCUCACCUCACCUCCUCUCCUCUAUCUCCUCCUCCACCUCACUCCCUGCCUCCAAUCAG
This is a messenger RNA of Chelmon rostratus (copperband butterflyfish), 1132 nucleotides long. RefSeq names its product parvalbumin 7 (gene pvalb7). The transcript has 4 exons. NCBI's taxonomy places the organism in Eukaryota, Metazoa, Chordata, Actinopteri, Chaetodontiformes, Chaetodontidae. The record is from RefSeq and is a predicted model, not a curated record. Bases 215 to 604 code for a protein of 129 amino acids. Gene Ontology annotation, molecular function: calcium ion binding. Gene Ontology annotation, cellular component: cytoplasm; nucleus.